Messenger RNA from Zophobas morio, 4855 nucleotides. RefSeq names its product ubiquitin carboxyl-terminal hydrolase 20 (gene Usp20-33). Gene Ontology annotation, biological process: protein deubiquitination. Lineage: Eukaryota; Metazoa; Arthropoda; Insecta; Coleoptera; Tenebrionidae. The coding region runs from base 177 to 2999 and encodes 940 amino acids. The transcript is spliced from 8 exons. The record is from RefSeq and is a predicted model, not a curated record. Gene Ontology annotation, cellular component: cytoplasm. Gene Ontology annotation, molecular function: cysteine-type deubiquitinase activity; zinc ion binding.
CGUGAAACGUCAGUGUCACUCUUAUUAGAAUUUCUGUCAAUAAAUCACAAGUAUCAUGUAAUAAUAAUUUUAUUUUAAUUUGUCAUUUAUUAUUUUCCCGUGUUCGAUAGUAUUUUUUUGCUGUGGACAAGUGUGGAUGUGUCCUGUUUGAAAAAAGUGUUUUUGUUGUAGUUAAGAUGCACCGAUACAGCUGCAGCCACUUAUCGACUGCCACCAACAUUCCAAUUGCCAACAUACUAAGUUCGAGAGAGAGACCCGUUUGCGCCGACUGUGGGUGUCUUGGACCAAAUUUAUGGAUCUGUUUAUUCAAGAACUGUCUCCAGAUAGGCUGUGGCGAAAAGUCCAAUGAUCACAGCACCGUACAUAAUUUAGAGAACCCCACGCAUUGCAUCCACAUGAACCUACUGACGAAACGGAUAUGGUGUUACGAGUGCAAAUCUGAGGUGUUCAUGGAGGCGUCGACGGGGGCGCCGUCGUCGUACGACAGCGACCAGGAGAUGGAGGGCUGCACUUACAAGUCGCGCGACUCCGGCCACGGCAGCUACAGCACGCUGCGCACGAACACGCCGGAGAGGAUGAACGUGUUCGCGUUCGAAAAGACGGUGGGGCUUAACGUGGGCAUGAGCGGGGACGCGUCCGAAGGUAGUGACGCCGAGGACCCUUCCGAUUAUAAUGUUGACAGGCCCGUAGGACUCGUCGGCCUCCAGAACAUCGGCAACACGUGCUACAUGAACGCGGCGCUGCAGGCGCUGAGCAACGCGGUGCCGCUGACGAGGUUCUUCCUGGAGUGCGCGACGACGGUGCAGAUUUUAUCGGAGGGGAAGAAGCCGGGACUGAGCAGGACGUACCAGACGCUGAUCAGGGAUAUGUGGAAGAAGAAUGGGGGAUACGUCACGCCGUCAGGAAUUUUAUACGGAAUCAGGAGCGUCCACCCCAUGUUCCGAGGCUAUUACCAACACGACACCCAAGAAUUCCUUCGGAACUUCAUGGAUCAGUUACACGAAGAACUCAAACAGGUGGCGCCACCCGAAUCUGCCUCCAUAACCGACUCCGACACCUUCAGCCUCGCCAUGGACGAACCCGCGCUUAGUUCCAGCUACGAUUCGAGCGAAGGGGAAUACGAAACAUGCGACUCUGGAGUGAGUGAAAGAUCUAGUCUUAGCGACGAUACCGAGAGACCUGCAAGCAGUACGAAGAGGCGACUAAGUCGAUCCUCGAGUCCUGGAAGGAGGAUACGGACGAGGUUACAGAGCAACAGUAUGGUCAUAGAUUCGCAACCCAGUACAAGUUCGUCGAGCAGUGCCAGUACAAACAAAAAACAACAAAAAUACAGAUCGAUCAUUUCGGACAUCUUCGACGGGAAACUUUUGUCAUCGGUUCAGUGUCUGACGUGCGAUCGAGUGUCUAGUCGUGUCGAAACAUUCCAAGACCUUUCGCUACCUAUACCGUCGAGGGACCACCUCGUGGUGCUCCACGGUCGCACCACGGGACCCGGCUCCACGUGUUCCGAAGCCGUCAUUCCCAUGAACGAGGGCUGGAUAUCCUGGAUUCUGGCGUGGUUGAAGUCGUGGUUCUACGGUCCCGUGGUGACGUUACACGACUGCUUGGCGGCCUUUUUCAGCACGGACGAACUGAAAGGGGACAACAUGUACAGUUGCGAAAAGUGCAAUAAACUCAGGAAUGGUAUUAAAUUUAGCAAAGUUCUGCAGCUGCCUGAAGUCCUCUGUAUUCACUUAAAACGGUUUCGCCACGAACUAAUGUUCAGCAGUAAAAUCUCCUCAGCAGUCAGUUUUCCGUUGAAGGGUCUGGACAUGCGACCGUAUCUACACACUGAGUGUGUGUCGAAAGUCACAACGUACGAAUUAUUUUCGGUUAUUUGUCACUACGGUACAGCCGGUGGAGGGCAUUACAUCUGUUAUGCGUUAAACGGUGGUCAGUGGUACGAAUUUGACGAUCAGUAUGUGACACGUGUACCUCCCGAGAAAGUCCAAUCGUGUGAAGCGUACGUUUUGUUUUACCGGAAAGUGACCAAUACGGCAGACGAAGUCAGAAGUAAGGCGAUCAAGCUGUCGAAGGCGCACUCCAGUGAAGCGUAUGAGAUUGCCUACGUGUCGAAGCAGUGGAUUAGCAGAUUUAACACCUGCGCCGAACCGGGCGCCAUCGACAACUCCGACUUCCUGUGCCAACACGGUUCUGUCCACCCCGACCGAGAACUCGUCCUCGAACACCUCGCCGUAGCCGUGCCGCUCCCCGUCUACGACUACCUCCACAAGAAAUUCGGCGGCUGUCCGCCCGUCACCAGCAUCAACAUCUGCCCCGCUUGCCUCGCCUUCAACAAGCGACUCCUCUUCGAAAUGGAAACCUUCGUCCAGCUGAACCGCGAGAGCCAGACCCAGGACCUGCCUCCCACCCACCUGAUAUCUACGUCGUGGUACAGCCAGUGGCACAAGUUCGUCCAGAAGCGGACAGCCGACCCGCCGGGCCCCAUCGACAACUCCAAGAUCAACAUGAACCAAAUCGACGUGAACGAGUGCGCCGAGGUGAGCGAAAACAUCUGGAACUUCUUCUUCAACAUCUACGGCGGCGGCCCGGAGCUGCGGCUGCGGCCGAAGAGUUUGCAGCGGACGGAGAGCGAGUCGAGCAUACCGAGCGACGGCGGCGAGGCGACGCACCAGUUCGUGAUACCCCAGUUGAAGAAGCAGGAGAAGAGCGAUGGGAUCGAUAAGAGCGUGUAUUGCUCGGGGGAACCGAUAGAGGUGGAGGAGAACGAGGAGGAGAGUGAGUGUCACGCGGCGCCCGAAGAUGGCGCUGCGAAGGAUCCGACGGGAGAUGUCUCUAGUGAAACUUUACCUAACGGUAUUUGUGCCGUAAGUCAUUCUAAAUUACCUAAUGCGGCGAAUAUUGAUAAUGAUGUUAGUGAGGAUGAAGUUUGUAAUGUAGAAAUUAAAAAUAGUAAAAGGCACAGGAGACGGAGGAAAGCCUUGAGUAGCAUUAAUUAAUUCGGACUUUUGUAUAUAAAGGUUUGUAUGUUGUUGAAGCAAUAAAUGUUGGGUAUUUUUAUUGACGUUAUUGUUGAUUGGUGGAAGGAGGGUGGGUGGCAAAUGUCGAUGGGGGUGGAGUUCGUGAUUCAGAGUUUGUUUAUUCAUGCGGUUGUAUGAUGGUGUCUACUUAAAGGGAAAAUAGGUUCUUCUGGCUCCAUUUAUAGAGGUCACUUGGAAAGUUCUAAGUAUGACAUAAUUAUAACAGUAAUUUUAUCAACUAAAGUGAAAUUUAUGGCGUCCGCGAAAAUUAUUUCAAUCUUUAACAAACUUUGAAUUGUACAAGUUUCUGACGGCCAGUGGUUGUAUUUUAGCGACUUCUGAAACAUUGCUAGUUUCGUUGCUUAGCAAAAUAUUUUUUGUUGAAACCUUUAUUUUUCUUAAUAUUGACCGUCGACUUUAAAAAAAUAUAUAUAAAAUUAGUAAGAUCUGUAUCCCUACAGAUAAUGACUAAAGCAAAAACAAGACAAACGCGUUAUUGUUAAUAAUUAAAUUGCUUUGAUCCCUUCCAUGCAUUGUCUAGUGGGAGAGUUACAUCAGGGUCGUUCCAUAUGAAAACACCAAAUUUGAAUAAAAAUUGAAGAUGGCACAACUUCAGAAUUCUAAUGGAUGUCUAUUGGAAGUGAAACAUCCAAAAAAAAAAAUAAAUAAUGACAAAUUUUUCAAGAGUGUUGAAGUAACCUUCUAAAAAGUAAAAUACAACAAAAAUUAAACUUAGUUUUAUGAAAACAAGUCCUAUUAACAAAGAAAGUGUUUCAGUAAUUACAUUAAUUUUCAUGACACUAGUUUUUCACACAAAAAUUCACACAAGUAAGUCAUGUAUGUGUAAUUUGACAAGUGAGGUCAAAUCCAAGAAUGAACUACCGCGAUAAAAUAAGUUUCCAGUUCAACGAAUUAACUGUUAAGUACACUAAAUCCUGUUUGUGUUUCUUGUAUGUUAUUUACUGAUCUUUUUACUCUCCCUUUAAGUGUUCUUCCUGAAUUCAUCUAAAUUUUUCGUGUACAUAAAAUCUCUUGACAUUUGCCACCUUUCCUUUCUCGCAGCGUGCACCAAUAAGAAUUUCGCUUCUUCUUGGUUCACGACUGUACUUAAAACUUUUCUAGUACAGGGUUAUUCUACAUUUAAUUGUCAUUCAGGUUUCCAUUUUUGCAUUUAUUUAUUAGUAUUCGUACCAUUUAAUUAAACCUCAACGAAGUAGCGGAAAUAAUUGUUCGAGAAUGUCAUUACAAUAAUUAAUGCUUUAACAAAAACUUGUGAUAAGUUUAUUUUAAUUAGUGAAAUUGUGUGGGUAUUUUAUUUUAUUACGAUUAUACAAACUAAUAUCUCUCAGCGUGUCCAUCAUGGAAAUUAAUUUAUUACAACAGUGACAAUCAGGAGUCAGCUGAUAGAUUAAUUUCAUCUUAGUUAUGCCAAACUUGCUCUAUUUUAGUGGGAGUGUGGGCUGCAGAAAUUAAUAAAAUACAUAGUUAAGUGAAUUUUUAACUUUAUUCCGAUUUUGAGCCAAACUACUCGUAAGUAUGGAAUCGUGUAAAUAUGUAAUAAGAAUGUAGGUGGGGCAACUAUUUUUUCAUGCCAAAAACUUAUUAUAUUUGUGCAAUUAAAAAAAGAUAAAAUAUAUGAAUGAAUUUUAUUCCUGUAAUUGUACAUAGUCUGAUUAUUAUUAUUUUGUUUGUAUUCGUUUCCACGUGUUACAUAACUGAGUCGUUAGGGACGUUGUAAUAACGAUUACAUUGAGCUCUUUGUAUCAUUUCGAACAUGAAGAAUAAAACAAUUAUUUCAGUUAUUAUUGUUAUAGAAUUAAAAAGAACAUUUUUAA